Messenger RNA from Cynoglossus semilaevis (tongue sole), 2365 nucleotides. It is a transcript of the gene sdad1, whose product is annotated as SDA1 domain containing 1. Gene Ontology annotation, cellular component: nucleolus. Gene Ontology annotation, biological process: ribosomal large subunit export from nucleus; ribosomal large subunit biogenesis. The transcript has 22 exons. Bases 120 to 2183 code for a protein of 687 amino acids. Lineage: Eukaryota; Metazoa; Chordata; Actinopteri; Pleuronectiformes; Cynoglossidae. The record is from RefSeq and is a predicted model, not a curated record.
UCCUGUUGUUCUUUCUAAUGGCAGCCUACACCAUUGCCACGCUUACUGUCUGAAAACAUUAUUCCGACGAUUAUUUCUUUUUUUAUAAACUAGAUAACUUAAAGUUAUAAUUUAAAAUCAUGUCGGGUCGUCAAAACAACAAGCUGCCGAACAACCUGCCGCAGCUGCAGAAUCUGAUUAAAAGAGACCCACAGUCGUACGUAGAAGAGUUUCUACAGCAAUACCGACAUUACCAGUCCAACGUUCACAUCUUCAAACUGCAGCCGAACAAACCCAACAAGGAACUGGCAGACCUCGUCAUGUUUGUAUCUCAGGUCUCUCACUGCUACCUGCAGCAUCUCUCCACUUUCCCCCAAGAGCUGUCCCAGUUGCUAAUGGCUAACCACACAGUUCUUGAGCCAGACUUAAGAAUGACCUUCUGCAAAGCGCUGAUCCUGUUGAGGAAUAAAGACCUCAUCGCCCCGACUGGUCUCCUGGAGCUGUUCUUUGAGCUGCUACGAUGUCAUGACAAACUACUAAGAAAGACAUUGUUCACACAUAUCGUUGCUGAUAUCAAGAACAUAAAUGCCAAGCACAAAAACAACAAAGUGAACACAACUUUACAAAACUUCAUGUACACCAUGCUGAGAGACAGUAAUCCUACUGCUGCAAAGAUCUCCUUAGACGUGAUGGUGGAACUAUACAAAAGAAACAUAUGGAAUGAUGCAAAAACUGUUAAUGUCAUCACAACAGCCUGCUUCUCCAAAGUGACAAAGAUCCUUGUUGCAGGACUUCAAUUCUUCCUUGGCAAAGACGAUGAUGAAAAGAAAGACAGUGAUUCAGAAUCAGAAACAGAGGGAACGUCAGCCAGAGACCUGAUGCUGAAAUACUCCACAGGCAAAAAAACCUCAAAAAAUAAGAAGAAGUUGGAAAAAGCAAUGAAAGUUCUCACGAAACACAAGAAAAAGAAGAAGGUAGAGGUGUUCAACUUUUCAGCCAUCCAUCUAAUUCAUGAUCCACAAGAAUUUUCAGAGAAACUUUUAAAACAGUUGGAAGACUCUAAAGAGCGCUUCGAGGUGAAGAUCAUGAUGAUGGAGCUCAUUUCUCGACUCGUUGGAAUCCAUGAGCUUUUCCUGUUCAAUUUUUACCCCUUCAUCCAGAGGUUUCUACAGCCCCACCAGAGAGAGGUGACAAAGAUUCUCCUGUGUGCUGCUCAGAGCUCACAUCAGCUCGUCCCACCUGAGGUCAUUGAACCCGUCAUCAUGACCAUUGCGAAUAACUUUGUGACGGACAGAAACUCUGGGGAGGUCAUGACAGUAGGCAUCAAUGCCAUUAAAGAGGUGGCAGCUCGUUGUCCUCUCGCCAUCAAUGAAGACCUGCUGCAGGACCUGGCUCAGUACAAGACCCACAAGGACAAGAAUGUGAUGAUGUCUGCGCGGGGGCUGAUCCAGCUGUUCAGGAACCUAAAUCCAAAGAUGCUGAUCAAGAAGGACAGGGGGAGACCAACAGAAGCAUCGACCGAAGCUAAAAUCAAAGAUUAUGGAGAACUUGAAGCUAAAGACUACAUCCCUGGAGCUGAAGUGCUGGAGGUGGAGGAGGAGAAAAAAGAAGGAGAAGAAGAUGAUGAUGGCUGGGAGAGUGCGAGUAUGAGUGACGAUGACGAGGACGGAGACUGGGUGGAUGUUCACCAUUCAUCUGAUGAAGACACAGGAGAAGUGGCGGAGAAGCUUCAGAGCAUACCUGAGGAUGAGAGGAAAGCCAAGGCAGCGGCCGUCAGCGGCAGCAGAUUCCUGACACAGGAUGAAUUUAAGAAAAUCCGUCUGGCUCAGAUGGCGAAAGAGGUCCACGCCGCGCCAGGGAAAGGCCAGAAGAGGCCAAUGGUCGACAGUGAUGAUGAGCAGGAGAGCAGAGGAGAGCUGCUGAGCUUGAGAAAUAUUGAGAAACUGCAUAAAAAACCAAAGUCGGAUAAAGAAACCCGUCUGGCAACAGCUAUGGCCGGAAGGACCGACCGAAAAGAGUUUGUGAGGAAGCGGUUAAAGAUGAACCCACACGCCAGCACCAGUAACAAGGAGAAAAGGAGGACAAAGAACUUCAUGAUGAUGAGACACAGUCAGAACGUGAGGACCAAAGGAAAACGCUCCUUCAGAGAGAAACAGCUUGCUCUACGAGAUGCGCUUCUAAAAAAGAAGAAGCAUUACAAGUAGGGGACGUGGAGAUGAAGCCGGCCAUCACAUGGCCUUUGAAUCUGACCUUUGACCAUGUCAACUAUUUACUGUUAUGGUCUAUCAACAUUGUGAGCAAAUAUUGUAUUAUUUUCAGUGGAUGAUUUACAAUGUUUUAAAAUAAAUCCUCAUGGAAAAAGGGUAUGUUUUGAAAUCACUCAAAA